This is a messenger RNA of Gossypium arboreum, 2627 nucleotides long. Its product is annotated as transcription factor GTE8-like. The coding region runs from base 414 to 2489 and encodes 691 amino acids. Gene Ontology annotation, molecular function: protein binding. The transcript has 12 exons. The record is from RefSeq and is a predicted model, not a curated record. Lineage: Eukaryota; Viridiplantae; Streptophyta; Magnoliopsida; Malvales; Malvaceae.
AAUUUUCAAAUUUUGCAUUAAAAUAUAUUAGUUAUUAUUUUAUCAAAAAAUCAACCAUUAAAGCUCUAGGGUUUCUUGAGAUAGGGCUUUCUCUUAUUUACUUUUGUUUAUAUCCUUUGAUUCGUUGCCGGAAAGACAAGAGAAUUGACGACAGGGUUUUCGAGAUUCGAGGAACAGUGGCAGAUUGGGUUUAACCUGGUGAAUAUGGGAUUUUUAAAGAUGCGGAUUUUUAAAACAUGGUAAACAAUAUGGUCGAAGAACUUCGGGAUUUGGGUAUAUGCAUAGUGAUAGGUUUGCGGGAGGUACUAUUUGGGCCAUGUGAGCCUCUUGGUGAAUCCGAAGGAGCUGGUAGCUCAGGACAAAAUUGAUACUUAGAUAACUGCUUCAGAAUAUCCAAGUGCACCAACAAGGAAAUGUAUCAGUUUGACUCUGAUAAACAUGACACUUUUGGUGUCCCUAUACAAGUGCUUUCCCUUUCAAACAUGUCGCAUUCUAAAAGAAAGGGUUUGAUACAUUGUUUGAGGCGUGAACUGGAGCAGAUACAGAUGCUUCAGAAGAAAGUUGAGUUGCUAAGGACAAAUGGGGUUACUGUGUCAUCUUCCAGUGAUAUUCUUAGUUGUAGCAAUGUGCAAAGUUUACCUCGUGUUAAGGAUAUUCAGAAAUUGCCCAUGAUGGCUUCUGAGAAGGGGAAGAAAGGAAAUCCUCGGAAUGGUAAGGCACGUGAGUUGAUUCGGGGUUCUUCAGGAAAAUUUAAGUCUGCAAAGCAUGGUUCUGAAGCAAAUACUGCAAAUAUUUUCUUGAUGAAGCAAUGCGAGGGUUUGCUGAAACGGUUGAUGGGGCAUCAAUAUGGGUGGGUCUUCAAUGAACCUGUAGAUGUAGUGAAGUUGAAUAUUCCGGAUUACUUCAAUGUUAUAAAGCACCCGAUGGAUCUAGGAACAAUUAAAAAAAAGAUUGAUUCAGGCGGGUAUGCAAGCCCCUUGCAGUUUUAUGCUGAUAUGAGGCUUACAUUCAGCAAUGCAAUGACCUAUAACCCCCCUGGAAACGAUGUCCAUGUUAUGGCUGAUACCCUUAACAAAUUUUUUGAAGUGAGGUGGAAAAAUAUCGAGAAGAAGCUGCCUGCUAUUGGUGCCCAGUUGAGUCAAAGCAAAGCUCCUGCUGAGGGCAUAGAAACUUCUAAAACAGUACUUCCUGCUAAAAAGAGGAAGACGACCUCUGUCACCCAACAAGUUAUACUGGAGCCUGUGAAGAGAAUGACAGAUGAGGAAAAACACAAGCUAGGUGUAGAGCUGGAGUCUUUACUCACUGAAAUGCCGAUGCAUAUCAUUGAUUUCUUGAGGGAGCACAGUUCAAAUGGAAGGGAGUCUGAAGAGGAAGAAAUUGAGAUUGAUAUUGACGACCUCAGUGAUGAUACCUUGUUCACAUUGCGGAAACUUUUAGAUGAGUAUUUACAAGAGAAAAAUAAUAACAAAUCAACAGCUGAACCUUGUAAAAUUCAGCAAUUGAACAAAUCUGGACCGAGUAGUUCACCAAUGCAACAAUGCAGAGGGGAUGACCAGGCUAAUGAGGUUGUUGACAUUAGGGGAAAUGAGCCUCCUUUGUCAAGCUAUCCACCUAAGGAGAUAGAGAAUGAUAUCGGCAAUAGAAGCAUUAAGUCUUUCAAUUCUGGAAGCUCUAGAGAUUCUGACUCUGGCAGUUCCUCUGACAGUGAAUCUGGUGCUGCUAAAGCUUCAAGUCCGGUGGGUGCACCUAAGGUAUUGGAAGCUGUAGAUUCCGGAAAUCAAUUAGAUGAAAAGACAAGUGCUGAUAAUCCUCUUGAUAGGAAUAAAUGCAAUGGGUUCGAUCAGCUUGAGCAGACUUCUCAAGCAAAGUCAAGUUCUGUCGAGUCAGAUUGUCACCAAGAUGGGGACAGUGCUCCAAAUGAGAGACCAGUUUCACCUGAGAAACGCUACAGGGCUGCUAUAUUGAAGAAUCGAUUUGCUGAUACCAUUCUAAAAGCUCGAGAGAAAGCACUUACUACGCAGGGGGAGAAGGGGGACCCUGAGAAAUUGCGUCGUGAGAGAGAGGAACUUGAAUAUCAAAGGAAGAAAGAAAAGGCACGGUUGCAAGCAGAAGCCAAAGCUGCUGAAGAUGCUCAAAGACAAGCUGAAGCAGAAGCUGCAGCAGAGGCUAGACGGAAGAGAGAGCUUGAGAGGGAUGCAGCACGACAGGCAUUGCUAAAGAUGGAAAAGACUGUUGAAAUCAAUGAGAAUUCCAGGUUUCUUGAGGACUUAGAAAUGCUUAGAGCUGCCCCUGCUGAGCAUUUGCCAAGCUCGGUAGAUGAAACAAGCCCAGAUCAUUCACAGGAUGGCUUUGGUAGUUUCAAGUUUGGGAGCAACAACCCGUUGGAACAACUCGGUUUGUACAUGAAAGAGGAUGAAGAGGAAGAAGAAGGUGAACCAUCUAACGUUCCAAAUCCCUUAAAUGAUCCGGAAGAGGGAGAAAUAGAUUGAACUCCACUCUAUUUGAAACUAGGUGAGGGAAAAAGAAGAAAAUAGAGAAAAUGUACAGUAAGUGAACAAUCACCAUUACUGACCAUUGCCAAACAUGAAAACACACUUGAAACUACCCAUCGACUGUUGUGAAUCAAA